This is a messenger RNA of Drosophila subpulchrella, 1297 nucleotides long. RefSeq lists its product as uncharacterized. Lineage: Eukaryota; Metazoa; Arthropoda; Insecta; Diptera; Drosophilidae. The transcript is spliced from 2 exons. The coding region runs from base 257 to 1042 and encodes 261 amino acids. The record is from RefSeq and is a predicted model, not a curated record.
UCUCUAUCUUAAACAAAGCCGAGCCUGUGCUGUGGGAAAAUUAGAAGCGGAAACGGGUUUUACUUUUACUGGUAACUUUGGAGCGCAGCGCUCUCAGCCAGCAUUCACCCAGCAGUUUGGAGUUGCAGUCGCAUCGAAUCAAAUCCGUGGCAGCGCAUUGCCUAAUCCACAUCCACAUUCACCGAAAAGCCAGACAGGGGAUUUGCGGGGGCGUCACCGUCGUGGGAAAAGAGCAAUAUAAACAAACGGCAGCGGGAUGUCGAUGAGCAAUCUAUCAAUAGACGGCGAGUUCCGCUACAUAAUCCAGUGGUUCAAGGAGUGGAGCGAGCUGCAGCGGGAUGACUUUGUCUACGUUUUCGUGGAGUACCUAGCACGGGGCUCCACCUCCAACUCCAACUCCACCGAAGUCCAUGUGAAUGGCCUGGUCAACUCGCUGGCCAACGCAUCCGUUCAGGACAAGCCCAUGAGCCUGUUCCAGUGCCGCAUUAAGCUGUUCCGUGAAUGGAGCCCCAAGUGGCCGAUCGAGUUCAAAUGCAUGCUGCAGGAGAAGAUUAGCGAGAUCGACGCGAAGGUGGGGGAGAAGAUCAUCAAUGAGCUUCGAGGGCCCCAUUCUGUGCACAAUGGCGACGUAGCCGUGCAUUUAAAUGCAAAUGGGACGAGCGAAGAGGGCGGGGACCCCGAACUGGAGCAGCCAUCAUCGGUACCGGUGGCAGAAGUGGCGGAGGUCGCAGCCCCCGUGGCGGUCGAUGAGGCUGAGCCAGCUCCCGAACCAGAUGACAAUCGCUUGGCGGCGGUCUUGAGCCAAGAGACGCCCGUUGAUGACGACGACGUGGAUGAGCCUGCCGGGGAAGAUAUCAAUAGCCAGGCCGAUGUAAAUGUAAAUGGCCAUUAUCCAGCGGCUGCAGUGACAACGAUUGCGGUGAAUACAUCUCCAUCUCCAUCGCUAUCCCCGACUCCGCAGCCGAUCGUCGAACCUGUAGAACAGGUCGAGAACGGCGUUACCGUCACCGUGGCCUCUGCAGAGGUUCCCCCGGUGGCUUAGACUCGACACGAUCGUUGAAGACAAACCAGAUCGACUAUAAAAAGGCCUAAUGAGUAGUUAAGUAUUUUAGUUGUACAUCAUCGGCAACUCGACAUUCCACGCGAUGCAUUUCUAGUUACGUAAGCCAAUCUCUCCACUAAGUAAGACUUGUUUCCCAUUCUAAGGCCCUUAGCCCGUUCAUCUAUCGACUAACUUAAGAGCAUAAAUUGUAAAGUAAGCCUCGAAAAUACACGAAAGAGAGUUUCACAUUCUAAA